Messenger RNA from Hibiscus syriacus, 930 nucleotides. Its product is annotated as ethylene-responsive transcription factor TINY-like. The transcript has a single exon. Gene Ontology annotation, biological process: regulation of DNA-templated transcription. Lineage: Eukaryota; Viridiplantae; Streptophyta; Magnoliopsida; Malvales; Malvaceae. The coding region runs from base 158 to 844 and encodes 228 amino acids. Gene Ontology annotation, molecular function: DNA binding; DNA-binding transcription factor activity. The record is from RefSeq and is a predicted model, not a curated record.
GGUAGGAGCGUCCUUUUUCUUUUUUUCUUCUAUCUCACAGUAAACUUUCAUCCCCAUUUUCCUCUAUAUAUUCAAUAUAAUUCUCCCAUUUUUCUGUAGCCUUAAAUUGUGUGCCUUGGAGAUUCUCGGGUCACUGACACUCUCUUUGAAAAGCCUAAUGACAAGACCAAACCAUUCUUCAUCUUCUGAAGCUGAGAGUUGCAGCAAUGAUAACUCAAACGCUUCUCCUUCUUCUUCCUCUUCGGAAACUGGUAGCAAAGCUAGAAGACCCAGGGAAGAGGGAAAAUACCCAGUUUACAGGGGAGCCAGAAUGAGGAGUUGGGGCAAAUGGGUGUCUGAAAUUCGUGAACCCCGCAAGAAAUCUCGCAUUUGGCUCGGCACUUUCCCCACCGCAGAAAUGGCGGCCCGUGCUCACGACGUUGCUGCUUUGAUCAUCAAAGGUGAAGCCGCCAUCCUGAACUUUCCGGAUCUCGUGGACUCGCUUCCUCGUCCGGUUUCAUUACUGCCCCGUGACAUCCGAGCUGCCGCUGUUAAAGCUGCUUCAAUGGUCAACUCCAACACCCUCUCUUCUUCUUCUUCUUCUUCUUCUUCAUCGUCUUUGUUAUCUGAAUCUUCGUCCCCCUCAGAGUCCAAUGCCUCGGAAGAACCCGAGGAGCUGAGUGAAAUCGUUCAGUUACCCAACAUUGAUGGGAAUUUCGACUCGCGGACCGAGUUUAUACUCCUUGACUCGGUCGAUGGGUGGGCUUAUCCACCACUAGAUUUCCAUGGAGGAUUGUCUGAUCCGAUAUGGAAUACAGAGAAUUUAACGGCAGGCAGCUUUGGGACUAGUUCCCUUUGGGAAUAAUUCACCUACUUUUUUCCGCUGCUUUAUAAGGGUUACUGUAAAUCUGCAGGGGUGGAAUUAUUCGAUUUGUUUGUCUUUUCUUUGCU